Molecule: messenger RNA, 441 nt
Organism: Paramuricea clavata
Lineage: Eukaryota; Metazoa; Cnidaria; Anthozoa; Malacalcyonacea; Plexauridae
Source: the annotation of a GenBank genome assembly
AUGGCCGACUCCGAGGGGGAAAUCGAAGAUGAUGCACGAUUGCUCGAAAGCGAUGAGGCCACACAUGCACAAGAAAGUUCUUCUGGCGAUCGGCACGAGAGUCAAUCCAAUAUGGAGGAGAAGUUCGAGGAGCUAUCGGGCAACAUUAAAGAUGGUUUUUCUUCGCUUGGCGAAUUGUUGACAGAUCUGAUGCAACAAAAAUCACGAGGCAAGCGCCCCCGCCAAAAAUCAAGGUCUUCCUCGGCGGCCUCGGCUGACGGUGACCAAACAACCAGCCCUAAACGGGCAAGGCUCGAGGAUGAACAGAACGACGACGUAGCUGUGUUGCUUGGCGAGUCCCAGCCCCAGGGGGAAGACUCGGGCAAUGACAAUGAAAAAGAGUUUGGCGCAAUUUUGGACAGUGUUGUCCAAGAGCUGGACGAAGAACAGUUGGGGCCUGCU